AUGGUGUCAACGUUGGAGAACAGCGAGAGUGGUCUCACAAUGGCGUCAGCUGGGCCCCCAAAACUCAGCCGGCCGCGGAUGCUAGUCGUGAUCAGCUGCCUUUUUCUAUCAUUAUUCACGGCGGCUCUUGAUUUUACAAUCACCAGUCCCGCCAUUCCCACUAUCGUCGCAGAUUUCCGAUCGGGUUCAGGCUACACCUGGAUCGGCUCUGCCUAUCUCUUGGCUAAUGCAACUUCCAGUCCAGUAUGGGGGAAACUGAGCGAUAUAUGGGGACGCAAAGCAAUGCUGCUUACUGCAGUCGCGGUCUUUUUCAUCGGUUCUCUCCUCUGCGCAGCAUCAACCAAUAUGCCCAUGUUUCUCAGUGGCCGUGCCAUCCAAGGAAGUGGAUCGGGAGGCGUCGUUAUCCUCGUCAAUAUCUGCAUCACAGAUAUGUUUGAUAUAAGACGCAGGAGCAUGUACCUGGGACUAACUAGUGUGGUCUGGGCACUGGCUAGUGGUAUCGGUCCGGUCCUAGGCGGAGUGUUCACUGAACUCGUCUCAUGGAGGUGGAAUUGGUGGAUUAACCUGCCUUGCAGUGCAUUGGCGUUUGUCAUGCUGAUCUGGCUUCUCGACGUUGACACUGGAGCAAACCGACUAUCCUUCCGAUCUGGCCUGAAAAGACUUGACUGGCUUGGAAUUGCCACCAUUUUAGGGGCCACCUUGAUGCUUCUCCUGGGCCUGAAUUUUGGUGGAGAAUCUUUUCCGUGGAAGUCGCCUACGGUCUUAUGUCUCAUUGUAUUUGGAGUCAUCACAAUCCCCUUGUUCGUGCUUAGUGAAGCGAAAUACGCCCGGUUUCCCAUCAUGCCAAUGCGUCUUUUCAAGCAUCGCUCAAAUGUGGCAUCAUUGUUGGUUUGCUUUUGCCAUGGUUUUGUGAGUUUUUUCGGUCAAUUACCUCACGAUGUCAGCAAUUGA
Messenger RNA from Penicillium hordei, 951 nucleotides. RefSeq lists its product as uncharacterized. The transcript is spliced from 4 exons. Bases 1 to 951 code for a protein of 316 amino acids. NCBI's taxonomy places the organism in Eukaryota, Fungi, Ascomycota, Eurotiomycetes, Eurotiales, Aspergillaceae. Gene Ontology annotation, biological process: transmembrane transport. Gene Ontology annotation, molecular function: transmembrane transporter activity. The record is from RefSeq and is a predicted model, not a curated record.